AUGACGCUGCAGCCUCUUCACGACAACCCGGACCUCGUUGUCGAUAAAGCCAUGGCAAUUGUCGAACGACAUGAGAUUUCGAGAGCAUCGAAUGAUGCACCCGAGUCUGGAGUCAGCAGCUCCAUUGAACGCCAGAGAACGGGCUCGACAUCGCGAUCUGGACGGCUAUUUCCAGCAUCAUUGAUUCCUGGGCAAGCCAAGCGUGGCGUCUUCCGGCCAGCAUUGAAACGGCUUCUUCCAGGACAUGCAUUGCGCACCAAGAAGGCGUCCGCUGUUCGAGGCAAAACUGAACGGCCACCGGGUUCUUCAGACUCAUCAAAUGGCCACCAAGGGACACCGAAAUCGUCGAGACUUGGGCUUGGGAAAUAUGCUCACGAAGACGAGAUGCCGGUAUGGCUAAUUAAACUGCUUGAAAAGAAAGGAGCCGUCCGAGCAAGUGGCGUGAUACCAGCUCUAAAACACUUGCUAGAGUUGAGCGCACCCACUGAAUAUGCCUAUCUAUGCCAUCCAGAUGCCUUGCAUGUAGCAAAGAGAGGAAAGAAGAGUGCAGAUGCUUAUCAAUCAAUUCCCUAUCUAGGUGGUUUUUGCGGCUAUCGCAACAUACAAGUUCUUGCUGCGCACAUCAUCGGAACCCAGACUGAAGGGUGGAAGCAGUUCGGGGAUGAUAUCCCAAGCAUCUUUGAAAUACAAAACCUAAUUGAGACAGCUUGGGAUCGCGGCUAUAACGUCAGAGGACGCAUUGAGACAGGAGGGAUCAAGGGGACGCGCAAAUACAUCGGGACACCUGAGGCUCAAGCUCUAUUUUCCAGCAUGGGAUUCCCGUGUUCCGUGCAAGCCUUCAGAACCUCCAAUGAGCAAAGCGCCAAUGCUGCAGGCCGCCUAUUGCAAGCAAUUGAGGAUUAUUUUCAGCAAGGUGCGGCAGACUGCCUAACCCACAAGGUCCGAUCUACCCAACUCCCACCUAUAUAUCUACAGCGACCCAGCCACUCUGUUACAAUUGUUGGGAUGGAGAAGCUGAAGGACGGACAUGUCCAACUCUUGGUAUUCGACCCUGAAUUCCAGAGUUCCGAGGCUGUCACGAGUCUUGCAACCAAAGCUACUCGCCGUAGGCAGGCGAAGAUUAACAGGCUUUUGGAGCCAUAUCGCCGCAGCGACACUCACCUAGAGCGUUUCAAGGAGUUUGAGGUACUAUAUGUGGAGGAGCUGUUUUCCGAGCCAAGUCCUUUGGAGUUCAUGCGCUACGUGGCUCGCAACACGCCUUUUGUGAUCCGAGGAGGAGCCUCUCACUGGAAAGCGACUCAGAAAUGGAACUCGACCUAUCUAAAAUCAGCUCUCGACGGCCAAUCUGUCAACGUCGCUGUCACUCCUUUCGGCAAUGCCGAUGCUCCAACAUUUUCCCCCGAACACGAGGCAACCGUAAUUGCAAAGCCUCAUGAAGAAGUUCAGCGUUUCAGCGACUUCUUUACUUAUGUCACUCAGCAAGAGACGGACCCGGGGCUCCUAAGCGACUCUGAAGUGAGAUACGCCCAAACUCCUCUAUAUUCCGAUGCCCAAAAGGAUAUUCCCUUUGCGCGCAUAGCUCUUGAAAAAGAACCAGACGCCAUCAAUUUAUGGAUUGGAAACUCGAGGUCUACUACGGCUUUGCACAAGGACAACUUUGAAAACAUUUUUGUGCAGAUCGUGGGCAGGAAACACUUUGUCUUGCUGCCCCCGCUAUUUCAUGUUUGCGUUAAUGAGAGGCCUGUUCUCCCGGCAACGUAUGUCCGACAAGGCGAUGGCUUCACUCUUCGUCUCGAUCCUGAUUCUCUGCCCGUGCCGUUGGCGACUUGGGACCCGGACAAUGCUGAGAGGAAUUCUACGCAUGUGUCUGCUUUGGCGAAGCCCCUUCGUGUGACGCUAAACCCUGGAGAUAUGUUGUAUCUUCCAGCUAUGUGGUAUCAUAAAGUCAAGCAGUCGUGCAUCAGCGGUGGUGAAGGUUUUGUUUUAGCCAUUAACUAUUGGUAUGAUAUGGAAUUUAGCGGCCCCUUGUAUCCAAUGACAUCCUUCCUUCGGGAACUCGGAACUCUCAAGCAGUCUAUGUCUCGAACAGAUGAAUCAACGCUUUGA
Molecule: messenger RNA, 2106 nt
Organism: Trichoderma gamsii
Lineage: Eukaryota; Fungi; Ascomycota; Sordariomycetes; Hypocreales; Hypocreaceae
Exons: 12
Coding region: 1-2106 (701 amino acids)
Molecular function (GO): 2-oxoglutarate-dependent dioxygenase activity
Source: RefSeq, a predicted model, not a curated record